Messenger RNA from Candidozyma duobushaemuli, 1155 nucleotides. RefSeq names its product ribosome dissociation factor. Bases 1 to 1155 code for a protein of 384 amino acids. The record is from RefSeq and is a predicted model, not a curated record. Gene Ontology annotation, biological process: nonfunctional rRNA decay; RNA surveillance; nuclear-transcribed mRNA catabolic process, non-stop decay. Gene Ontology annotation, cellular component: cytoplasm. Lineage: Eukaryota; Fungi; Ascomycota; Pichiomycetes; Serinales; Metschnikowiaceae. The transcript has a single exon.
AUGAAACUCCUCAACAAGACAAUCGCCUUGGAAAAGGACAAGAGUGGGUCUCUUUCGCUUGUACCUCAAGACAAGGAGGAUUUAUGGCAGCUUUACAACUUGGUUCAAAAAGGAGAUAAGGUGGAACUCCUGACGGUGAGAAAUGUCAAGAAGACGCCGGGGUCCAAGGCUGAAAGAAAGCAUCUCCAUUUGACUCUCGCUGUAGAAGGCGUGGAAUACGAGCCAAGCGAUGAAGUUAUGAGAAUUCGUGGUAAGACCACCGAGCAGAAUGAGUAUGUUCCAAACCAGAGUUUUCACACCGCUGAGGUUCAGCUCAACAAGGCCCUCAAGUUGAGCAAGCCCGAGUGGGACGAGUUCAGCUACAACAUUGUCAUUGAAGCUUCUUCAAUUGAGAAGAAGGCUGAAGUCGGUGCAGUUGUUCUCGAGGAGGGUGUGGCCCACCUCUGUCUUGUCACUGAUAACAUGACUGUUCUCCGAAACAAGGUGGAAAAGUCCAUUCCAAGAAAGAAUCGAAGCGACGGUGGUGGCUCCUCGCAUGACAAAGCCAUUGGUAAGUUCCUCGAUACUGUCCAAGCAACACUUUUGCGUAACUUUGACUUGGAAAAGCUCAAGGUGGUUAUUCUUGCCUCGCCAGGUUUCACUGCGACUGCCCUUAAGCAGGCCAUUUUCGAUACAGCUGUCAAGAACAACAAUAAGACCAUCCUCAAGAACAAGUCCAAGUUCUUGGUCGUGCACUCUUCCACAGGUUAUCUUCAAGGCCUAGAGGAGGUGUUGAAGGACCCUGCUGUGCAGAAGAACUUGACCGACACCAAGUUCGCCAAGGAAGCGGCUAUUUUUGACGAGUUCCAGCGUAUACUCAACUUAGAUGAUGGAAGGGCCUGGUAUGGUCCUCAGGAAGCCAUCAAGGCUCUGGAAAUGGGCGCUGUUAAGAGCCUUCUUCUCACAGACGCUUUGUUCAGAAGCGAUGAUAUUGCCGUUAGAAAACACUACAUAGCUUUGAGCGACGAGGUGAAGGCUCAAGGCGGAGAAGUAUACAUCUUCUCGACUCUACACGAGUCAGGCGAGCAGCUCAACCAGUUGACGGGUGUGGCUGUAUUGCUCAAAUACCCAUUGGAGCUUGAUGAGGAUGAGGAUGACGAGGAGGAUGACGAAUAA